This is a messenger RNA of Halteromyces radiatus, 787 nucleotides long. RefSeq names its product putative ADP-ribosylation factor-like 2-like protein. Gene Ontology annotation, biological process: protein folding. The record is from RefSeq and is a predicted model, not a curated record. NCBI's taxonomy places the organism in Eukaryota, Fungi, Mucoromycota, Mucoromycetes, Mucorales, Cunninghamellaceae. Gene Ontology annotation, cellular component: microtubule cytoskeleton; cytoplasm. The transcript is spliced from 4 exons. Gene Ontology annotation, molecular function: GTP binding; GTPase activity. Bases 152 to 706 code for a protein of 184 amino acids.
AGCGAAUUACAAAAGCAUAAAAGAAUACUUCUGCGAACUAUUUAUUCUUUUCAGGAAUUUCAGUUUCCGUUUUUGAAUAACCGAAUUUUUUUUUCUUUCUUUUUUCUUUCUUUCUAUUCUUUAGAUCAACAAAAUACAUAUAUACAUAUAGAUGGGGUUAUUGACUAUUUUGAAGAAAAACCGACAAAAGGAAAAGGAAAUGCGGAUUCUUAUGUUGGGUCUAGAUAAUGCUGGCAAGACAACCAUCUUGAAAAGAAUCAAUGGGGAACCUAUAGAUACCAUUUCACCCACUUUGGGAUUUAAUAUUAAAACUUUAGAACAUGAUAUGUACAAGUUAAACAUUUGGGAUGUAGGAGGACAAAAGUCUAUUCGAUCUUACUGGAGGAAUUAUUUUGAACAAACGGAUGCUCUUGUAUGGGUUGUGGAUUCGGCUGAUAGAAUGCGAUUGGCUGAUUGCCGAUUAGAACUAUUGGCACUCUUACAAGAAGAAAGAUUGGCUGGGGCGACCUUACUAGUGUUUGCUAAUAAACAAGAUAUACCAGGUGCUCUUACAGAUAAAGAAAUUCAACAGGCAUUAUCAUUAGACGAUAUAUCAAGUCAUCAUUGGGCCAUUCAAAGUUGUAGUGCUGUUACAGGAGAACAUCUUCUCAAAGGUAUGGAUUGGGUGGUGAAGGAUGUAGCAUCUAGAAUAUAUAUGUUAGAUUGAUGAUGAUUAUGUAUACCAAUUUUUUUUUUUUUUGAAAAUGAUUUUAUCAAUAAACAUGAUACUACUCUUUUUUUUUUUUUU